CCUAUCCGCCGCUUUUGAAAGCUUCUUCUCCUCUGCUUCAAACUCGAACUGAACCUUUCUCUGACUGAUUCAAUGGGCAAGGCGAAGUUUAAACCUGCGGAUGAUGUGAAACCGGAAGUGGAAGAAGCUGAGGAAGUUGAAGAACAGAGAGACGGCGGAGAAGUAGCAGAAGAAGAAGAAGAAGAGAAAGAGAAGAGCUUUGAGGAGCUAGGGCUUGACCCUCGUCUCAUUCGCGCUUUAUCUAAAAAGGGUAUAGAGAAGCCAACUCCUAUUCAGCAAACAGCCAUUCCUUACAUCCUGGAAGGGAAAGAUGUGGUUGCUAGAGCUAAGACUGGCUCAGGGAAGACCUUAGCUUACCUUCUUCCCUUGCUUCAGAAGCUGUUUUCAGACUCUGGGAGGAAGAAGAAGCCUGCUCCUUGUGCUUUUGUUCUCGUUCCUUCUCGAGAGUUGUGUCAGCAAGUCUACACGGAGGUUUCUUGGCUUAUUGAGCUGUGUCGUGUUCAGAUUAAAGCUGUGCAGUUGACUAGUAGCAUGCCUGUUUCUGAUAUGCGUAACGCGUUGGCUGGCUUGCCUGAGAUUCUUGUCACCACACCUGCUUGUAUUCCUAAGUGUUUUGCAGAUGGAGUUUUAGAUCCCGCAGCUAUCAGUGAAUCGCUUGAGAUUUUGGUUCUUGAUGAGGCAGAUCUUUUGUUGUCCUAUGGGUAUGAAGACAAUCUAAGGUCGGUAACGUCAAUAGUUCCAAGACGUUGCCAAUGCCUACUUAUGUCUGCUACCACAAGUUCUGAUGUUGAGAAAUUGAAGAAAUUGAUUCUGCACAACCCGGUAGUCUUGACCUUGCAAGAAGGUUCUGACAAGGAAGAGCCCGUCCCAAGUAAUGUUCAGCAGUUUUGGAUUUCUUGCAGUGCUCAGGAUAAACUACUACACAUUCUUGCUCUCCUGAAGCUAGAGGUUGUUCAGAAGAAAGUUCUGAUAUUCAUCAAUACUAUUGACAUGGGUUUCAAGCUGAAGCUAUUCUUGGAAAAGUUUGGAAUCAAAACUGCAAUUUUAAACGGGGAGCUGCCUCAGAAUUCUCGGCUUCAUAUCCUUGAGCAAUUCAAUGCAGGUCUAUUUGAUUAUUUGAUUGCAACGGAUGAUAAUAACCAGACUAAAGAAAAGGAAGAGGUUAAAGGUGAUGAUAACAAGGAUAAUAAGAAAAACAAAAGGCGUUUCAAACCGAAGCUGGACGCUGAGUUUGGUGUAGUCAGAGGAAUUGACUUCAAAAAAGUUCACACAGUCAUAAACUAUGACAUGCCUCAAAGUGUGACAGGAUACAUUCAUCGAAUUGGACGUACUGGGAGAGCAUAUAGCAGCGGUUCUUCCGUUUCUCUUGUUUCUCCUAAUGAGAUGGAAGGGUUUGAAGAAAUCAAAUCCUUCCUAGCAGGCGAAGAGGACAAGGAUAGUGAUAUCAUCACUCCCUUCCCUUUGUUGACUGAAAAUGCUGUCGAGUCUUUAAGAUACAGAGCUGAGGAUGUUGCAAAGAGUGUUACAAAGAUUUCGAUUCGAGAAUCUCGUGCUCAGGAUUUGAGAAAUGAGAUAAUCAACUCCGAAAAGUUGAAGUCUCAUUUUGAAGCUAAUCCAAGAGACUUGGAUCUAUUGAAACAUGACAAGCUUCUUAGCAAGACUGCGCCUUCACCGCAUCUAAGAGACAUCCCUGAGUAUCUAGUUGACGCAAAGACUCAAGAAGCGAGCAAGAUGGUGAAACUAGCCAGAGCCGCUAUGGGAAACAGUAGGAGAUCCGGUGGAGGUAACAACACAAAGAAGAAACGAUCGAGAAAAGGCAGUGACCCACUCAAAACCUUCAGCGCCAACGGAUCCAAGAGAGGACGCGGUGGUGGCGGUGUUGGCCAGAAGAAAGAUGGUAAAGGAUCUAGCGAUGGCUCGGCUAACAAGAAACAGAAGACAGUUUAAGAUUAUCUCGUUUUUUUUGCUCAUGUGUAAUCAAAUUUUGACGCGUUGUGAUCAGACAAAAGAAAGCAGACAAAAACAACAAUCUUUAGCUCUAUUCUUGUACUUUUCAGAUAUAAUUUUUCAAAAGCUUA
Messenger RNA from Brassica rapa (field mustard), 2078 nucleotides. RefSeq names its product DEAD-box ATP-dependent RNA helicase 16. Gene Ontology annotation, cellular component: cytosol. The record is from RefSeq and is a predicted model, not a curated record. Gene Ontology annotation, molecular function: ATP binding; RNA helicase activity; nucleic acid binding. NCBI's taxonomy places the organism in Eukaryota, Viridiplantae, Streptophyta, Magnoliopsida, Brassicales, Brassicaceae.